This is a messenger RNA of Brassica oleracea var. oleracea, 891 nucleotides long. RefSeq names its product glutathione S-transferase T3-like. The record is from RefSeq and is a predicted model, not a curated record. Bases 1 to 891 code for a protein of 296 amino acids. Lineage: Eukaryota; Viridiplantae; Streptophyta; Magnoliopsida; Brassicales; Brassicaceae. The transcript has a single exon.
AUGGAUCCAAGGAAUAUUCAUACUCAGUCUUCUAGUUACGUAGGACUGCUUCACAGUCAACAAGGAAGUGUUUUCCAUGAAAACUUUCCUUAUGAAAGUUUUCAUUCUAGUGUUAACUUUGGAGAAUCAGAAAUCCCGGCUUUCAGUUCACAACAGUCUGAAGACGCACCAGUAGACACACCAGUGGAGCGUCUUGUAAGACGCAAAUGGACCCCAGCUGAUGACGAGGUUCUAAUCAGUGCGUGGCUUAACACUUCUAAGGAUGCUAUUGUUGGAAAUGAGCAGAAGUCGGGGACCUUCUGGAACCGGGUUGGAGAUUAUUAUGCAGAAAGUCCUCAUGGAGGAGAGGAUGGUGAAAAGAGAGAGCAUCUUCAUUGCAAGAAGAGGUGGCAGAGAAUCAAUUAUCAGGUUAACAAGUUAUGUGCUGCAUACUCGGCAGCAGAGGGACAAAUAAGCAGUGGUGAGACUGACACUGAUGUUCUGAAGAAAGCUCAUGACAUCUUCUUCUCUGAUCAAGAGCACAAGUUUAACCUUGAGCAUGCGUGGUGUGUGUUGAGGUAUGAACAGAAAUGGCUUAGCCUUAACCCUCCUAAAGCUAGUGGCGGUUCGAAGAGGAAAAAUGUUGAGACAAAUACCCAAACUUCAAGCAACAAUGUUGUUGAUACUGAGAGCCGGUCUGAAGGUAUAAAGGCUGCAAAGGCUAAAAGGAAUACUGCUAAAGGGAAGUCUGUGGCUGAGUAUGCAACCAUUUGGGAAAUGAAGAAGGAGGAUUUGGAGAUGAAGGAGAGACUGUCAAAGUUGGCCAUACUAGACACUCUCCUUGCCAAGAAAGAACCAUUAAGUGAGGCGGAAGAAGUUGUGAAGAAUAAGCUCCUAGCCGAGUAUUUCUGA